CUAGUAACGAGCGCACUAACUAGAAUAAUACCCGUUUGUGUGUGCAGUUAAAGAAAUUAUUAUUUUUCACAGCUUGCGCGUUAAUUAAUAAUUAACGAAAUAUCCAGUGAACAAAAUAGGUGUGUUUGCCAGAAAUCAUUUUAGAGAAGAGUUAAGUUUUUUGGCAUGUCUCCUGUCGCCUAUCUAACCACCGUUCUCCUUUGGGGAAUCUACCUACACCGUUCAGCCUCAGGGCAGUGUGCCCAAUACUCAGAGCCCAACACGGCUUUAGUAGACUCAGCGUACAAGACGGUUGACGUAGCAAACCUCGGCGAAUGCAACGUCAAGUGUGAUGAAGAUGAAAAGUGUCUUAGCGUCAACUACUGGAAGUUGGAAAACAAGUGUGACCUGAAUAACGCCACCAAGACCAUGUAUCCAGAAAAAGUGAAGGGAGACAGGAACGCGAUCUACGCCAACAUUCGUGAGGGUAUAAAAGGUCCGAAGAACUGUGCAGAUGUGCUGAAGUUUGGAGGAAAGAGUAACGGUGUAUACACAAUUCACCCAGAAGGAGAAUUCGACGCCUUCAAGGUGUACUGUGACCAGACAACAGAUGGCGGGGGAUGGACCGUGUUUCAGAGAAGACUAGAUGGGUCCGUGGACUUCUAUCUCGGCUGGGCUGACUACAAGCAGGGCUUCGGCAUUGAGACUGGAGAGUUCUGGCUCGGUUUGGACAAGAUCCAUUUGUUGACACAUCAGACCGAGAAUACGAGUCUCCGUGUAGAAAUGACAAACUCGGACAUGGCCACCAAGCACGCUAAGUACAGCUACUUUGCCGUGUCCGAUGAGGACAACAAAUAUACUCUUCGCCUCGGGAGCUAUUCAGGAGAUGCCGGUGAUGCGAUGAAGAAGCAUCAUGGGCGUCCCUUCUCGACUAAGGACCGUGACAACGAUGCAAAUAGUAGAAACUGCGCAGUUACGUAUCAUGCAGCGUGGUGGUUUAUAUCCUGCUUCGACUCCAGCUUGAACGGGCCUUACCACCUUCACAGUGGCCAUGGCAUCGCCUGGAAUACUUGGACUGUGAAUUUGAAGCACAGUGAGAUGAAGAUGAGACCGGUUAAUUUCCCUGGCUCUCAAUAAUGGUCAUAAGCUAAAAGACCCUUCAUUAUUUAGAAGAGGGAGGAUGAGUGGGAAAGGGGGAGGGGGGGGGGGGCUGAAAAUUUGCAAAAAGGGAGGAUCUUUGAACAUAAAAUGUACAAAGGGGGAGCAGCCUGGCCUGGCAGAUGAAUGAUUCCCAUAAAUCUCCUUUUCUAAGGUUUGACAUGUCAUGUGUGAGAACUGGGGUAAACGAGGGAGCGAAGCGACCAACUGACGCGGCGGAAAGCUUCACAACUCAGACAAUUGUGUUUCGUUAUCACAUGAGGUUUCUCUGUAUGUUUCUUGUUUACUAGAAGAGCCUCUUCGCCAUUCCUUUACGACUGAUAAGGUUUCUGCACAGCCGUCCUUAGUGUAAGUCUGAAAUACCACCCACUAAGGGCGGAGACACACGUUAUGCUAGUUCCUAGGAAAACAUUUGUUUCCUGAACAUGCAAGAUAAUCGACCUUUCCAUCACAGUUUGAGUAGAUUGUAUAUAUAAAGAUGCCAAUAUUAUAAAUGUAUAAUAAUAGCAUUCAAAUAAAGGUACCUGCAAGUAA
Messenger RNA from Nematostella vectensis (starlet sea anemone), 1671 nucleotides. RefSeq names its product fibrinogen C domain-containing protein 1. NCBI's taxonomy places the organism in Eukaryota, Metazoa, Cnidaria, Anthozoa, Actiniaria, Edwardsiidae. The transcript is spliced from 4 exons. The record is from RefSeq and is a predicted model, not a curated record. The coding region runs from base 166 to 1116 and encodes 316 amino acids.